UCCAACAUUUUUAUUGGUUUUAGUGACCAUUUGUUAUAUAACAAGGCAAAGAAGUCUAUCGUAUAUCCUACAAAGAGCCCUCACCUGAAACUGUCUCUUUCACCAUUGAUGCCUUUCCAGAGUUCCUGUUCAUUAGCUCCAAUGGCACUUGCAAAGGAGUACUGGGUGGCCUGAGACUCACAGACGGCCUAGCUUGCUUCAAGUGUGUUACGGUUCCUUCUGCUGGCAAACAUGUAUGGAGGGUCUCCUUUCCCAUUUUCUGAUUCUUCUUCUCUUCCCUUCUUCGGAUUCAUUAAUAAUUAUCACGAAGCAGGGCUCGAAGAGGAAGAGGGAUCAAAUAACACAAGUGGGUCUACCAAGGAUACAGCCCUGAGCAGUCUUCCCUCUCUUUCAGAUCUAAGCAAGGAGAACAGCAGAGCGUAUGUGUUUGGAAUCACGAAUUCUCCACCCGAGGAAGCUCAAUCUAUUAUCAACUUCAGGACCAGUUAUGACAAUUCGGCGUGUCCCUCUGAAUCCUUUCUUAGCUUCGAACAAGGAGAACGGGUUCCUCGCAGCAGUAGUCGUCGGACGACCGACGAUCAUGAAGAUGGUUACUCAAUCUGGAUAGAUUCUACGCACCUUAUUAACCAGUGCCAGUGGCAUCAAUCCAGUAGUAAGUCUGCUGCGGCCACCGACUCCCGUCUGUCUGCAGAAGACCUCAAUUGCUACGGCUUGAAGAAGAACACGGAGGGGCGAUUUGGGUGGUUGUAUUCAACACCGAUUGCCACCGCUGAAAAUGUUGAUGAAGAGUAUGGAGGAUCAGAAGCACGCUUCCUCAAGCGGCCUUACACGGGAGGUGAGAUGCAAGCGGUGGCCAAGAAGCACUGGGCAGCUGGUUCACCUUGGACGCCCAAGCCCAAGUCAUCUCCACCCAAGGACUCACAGAGUAUUGCAGCCAAGAACCGAAGAGAGAAGAUCAGUGAGCGGCUGAAGAUAUUGCAGGAUCUAAUACCAAAUGGAGCAAAGGUUGAUUUGGUUACCAUGCUAGAGAAAGCCAUCAGUUAUGUCAAGUUUCUGCAGUUGCAGGUGAAGGUGCUAGCAACAGAUGAGUUCUGGCCGGUACAAGGUGGAAAAGAUCCUGAGGUUGGCCAAGUGAAGGAAGCCAUUGAUGCCAUUCUCUCAUCCCACGGGCUCAGAAAUUCAAGCUCAAAGGAAGAAAGCCAUGGCGCAACAACAAGAAGAAAUCAAAUAAUAGAAAACAAGAAAAAAAACAAAAGCUAAGACCGAGGAAAAAGUUCUUGGUCACUUCUCUUAAAGCGAAAAAGAAAAAGGUUUUCUUUGGAAGUUAGUGAUGAUAGGUAGAAAGACAAAGUUUUGUAUCAUUCUUCAAAAGCUCUGUACUGUAAACUUUAGUGCUAUGACAUUUUUCAUUUAUAAUGAGAUACGAGAUU
Nelumbo nucifera (sacred lotus) is the source of this 1430-nucleotide messenger RNA. RefSeq names its product putative transcription factor bHLH086. Lineage: Eukaryota; Viridiplantae; Streptophyta; Magnoliopsida; Proteales; Nelumbonaceae. The record is from RefSeq and is a predicted model, not a curated record. Gene Ontology annotation, biological process: regulation of DNA-templated transcription. Gene Ontology annotation, molecular function: protein dimerization activity; DNA-binding transcription factor activity.